AACUUGGCUUUCACUCCCAGUGGAAGCUCAGCAGCAACAAACUAGUUCCGGCGUGGAGCGCAGUGAUUCUUGAGUUUCGUUAUCGUGGCAGUUUUUUAUGGUUACUAUGGUUACGAUAAGGCGUCUUGAAGUAUGCUUUCCGGUUAUGGUCUCUCUGUCAGGGAUAGUAGAGAAUAGAUCGUAAAGGGCUUGGAAGUUUGGAAGAAUUACUAUAUUGGUAUUUCUUGAGUGGGGACGGGGGAGUAGUUUGGCGAGUUGGCAUGUGAAAUUAUGUUAAAAACAUGCGAGAUAUCUGCUGCUGCUUCUUACUUAUGGAUGUUUGCAAUUUAAUACCAAGGGAUUUCAAAUUUGUGGAACAAAGUUCCCUAGAGUUGCAAUAAAAAAAAUUAAACUUUUGAAGAUGGAAUUAGGUCCCCCAGAUGUGAUGCAGCGCAGAGGAGCGCUGACUUUACGCUCUCAUUUUGCCAACUAUGGGAGACCCACCCUUGUGUACCGCUGGCAUCAAAACAGAGAGACUGAACCAAAGGAUUAUGACAUACAUGAAAUUCCUUUGGGAUCUAAAAAUUUAUGUCGUUCUACCUACUGGAGGCUUGGAACCAUAAAUGAGAAAUGGAUAACCACAUAUCAAGAUUAUAUGUCACAGCCCUAUAGACUUAAGGAAUAUCAGGAAUUAAACAUUAAGAAGCCCCUGUUGGAUGAAGAUAGUUUUGAAGAAGCAGUUAUUAGCAGGGAGACAGGGCUUCCUUCAACAGGUGCUGGAGCUGUAUUGCCACAUCACUCCCCAGAUCAUUUUACGAUGUUUCUGGACACAGUUUACCGGAGAGACUAUGUUCCACCAUAUGACUAUACUCCGUAUGUUACUGCUCAGCUAGGAGGAUACUCUGUGAUUCACAGAAAAUGCAAUUCUCAGUUUACUGAUACAGCAGACUACAGAAGACGAGGAAUCAACACAUGGCAGGAUGAGAGUGGAAUAUAUGCCAACUCAGAUCUAAAGCAAAAAGUUCUACCUGUAACUAGCCCCAUACUGUCAAAUUUGAAUGAAGAUACUUACUAAAUGCUGAUAACUCAUCUAAAGUGUAUCUAUAUAUCUUGAUGAGAUUUUGGUGAAAUUACUGCUAAAUAAAUAAACUUUUCAGUGUUUAGAACCCCUGGUUCUAUUUAGAAAAA
Messenger RNA from Heteronotia binoei (common prickly gecko), 1167 nucleotides. It is a transcript of the gene CFAP95, whose product is annotated as cilia and flagella associated protein 95. NCBI's taxonomy places the organism in Eukaryota, Metazoa, Chordata, Lepidosauria, Squamata, Gekkonidae. The transcript has 6 exons. The record is from RefSeq and is a predicted model, not a curated record. Bases 401 to 1054 code for a protein of 217 amino acids. Gene Ontology annotation, cellular component: plasma membrane.